AUGGACACAUUUACAGAUUCAGGUGAAUUAUAUAAUAUAAAGAAUCAAUUCUAUACUAAUCAAUUCCAAAAAGUAAUUAGUUAUACUUUAGAUCAAUUUUCUCCAGAAUCACAAUUAAAAGUUUUAGAAUUUCAAAUUAGAUCAACCAUUGCGUUAGAACAAGAUGCUAGUGAAUUAAUAGAAUAUGGGAAAGUACAAUUUAGUGAUGAAGAUCAAUUAUUUGAAUUAUUGACUGUUUGGAAUGAUUUGAUGACAUUUGGAAUGGAUGACUCAACCUAUUUCCAAGAUAUUCAACAAGCUGAAUUUGAAUUACAAGCAGUAUUAACUGCUAUUUAUUUAGUUCAAUUUGAAAAAGAUAUCGAUCAAGCUAUUGACUUUUUAAAUUCAUAUGUUAAUGAAUCUAAAAAUGUUUAUGAAAUUGAACCAUUUUUAAUUUUGAUGCAAUUAUAUUUAAUUAGAGGGAAUUAUACUUUAAGUGAUAAAUUAUUUAAUAAUUUGAAAAGAUUCCCUGAUAUUAAAGAUAAUAUUAUUUAUCAAAUCAUUGAAUCAUGGAUGUUAUCAAUUAAGGGUGAAUCUGAUAAUAUCAAUAAUUCAUUUUAUUUUUAUGAUGAAUUAUUAUCAACUGGAUUAGAUGAUGAUGAAUCAUGUAAAUUUAAAAUAUUAAGUAUCUUAUUUGUUUUGACUAUUCAAUUAAAACAUUAUCCAGAAGCUCAAGAAUUAUUAAAACAAAUUGAUUCACUUAAGGUUAAACCAAAUGGUGAUUUCAUUGCUAAUAAAAUUACCUUUGAAUAUUUAACUCAAGGAAAUCAAGAAUCAAUUAAUUUGUUAUUACAAGAAUUAGAAAAGGUUGAUCCUGAACAUCAAUAUUUGGUGGACUUACAAGAGAGGAAUUCAAUCUUUAAUGAGAUUGUUACCAAGUAUCAUGUUUAG
Molecule: messenger RNA, 930 nt
Organism: Hemisphaericaspora subhashii
Lineage: Eukaryota; Fungi; Ascomycota; Pichiomycetes; Serinales; Debaryomycetaceae
Product: coatomer subunit epsilon
Exons: 1
Coding region: 1-930 (309 amino acids)
Biological process (GO): intra-Golgi vesicle-mediated transport; endoplasmic reticulum to Golgi vesicle-mediated transport; retrograde vesicle-mediated transport, Golgi to endoplasmic reticulum
Cellular component (GO): COPI vesicle coat
Molecular function (GO): structural molecule activity; protein binding
Source: RefSeq, a predicted model, not a curated record